Molecule: messenger RNA, 7866 nt
Organism: Triplophysa dalaica
Lineage: Eukaryota; Metazoa; Chordata; Actinopteri; Cypriniformes; Nemacheilidae
Exons: 10
Coding region: 1545-2981 (478 amino acids)
Source: RefSeq, a predicted model, not a curated record
GAACUUUCAAGAGCUUCUAACAGACACAGACAUGUGAAGAAGAAGGCUUGCGGAAAUAUGUUAACAUGAAGAACAUAAUCGUUUCUGUAUUACUCGUGUGCGGUGUGUUUAGUGUUGAUGCAGAUGAAGUGAAGUCAGUGUCAGUGAUGGAGGGAGAUUCUGUCACACUACACACUGAUCUCACUGUCAUACAGACAUCUGAUGUGAUACGGUGGAGGUUUGGAGAAGGUGAAUCCAGGGAUCUUUUAGUUGAUAUUGCUAAUAACAAUAUUAGUUAUAAUGGUCCAUUCAAAGACAGACUGCACACAGACAGUCAGACUGGAGAUCUCACCAUCACAAACAUGAGAAUCAAACACUCUGGACCCUAUGAAGUACAGAUCAGCAGAGCUACAACAACAUACAAGAGAUUCAGAGUUACUGUCACAGAUGCUCCAAGUGUUAUCAGUGCUGGUGCAGAUGAUGUGAAGUCAAUGUCAUCGAUUGUGGGAGAUUCUAUUACUCUACACACUGAUGUCCAGACACAGAGAGAUGAUCUGAUACUGUGGAGGUUUGGAGAUUAUUGUGUUCUCAUAGCCAAAGAUGAUAAAGAAGACAAUAAGAGCUCAAUAUAUGAUGAUGUCUUGAUGGGAGAUUCAGAGACAGACUGAAGCUGGAUCCUCACACUGGAUCUCUCAUCAUCACAAACACCAAAACCACAGACACUGGACUUUAUCAACUGAAGAUCAGCAGCAACAACAAACAAACCCUACACAAGACAUUCAGGGUUUCUGUCAGGGAUAGAGGUCUAUCUUCAGGAGGUGUAGUUGGAAUAGUGUUUGGUGUCCUGCUGUGUAUUGUUGUUGGUGGGAUUGUGUUUCGCCACAUUAUUUAUGAACAACAGAAACGAAUGGGUGAGUUUCAUCUUCAGCUGAUACUGUAAUAAGAAAACGGAUAGAUUCAGUGGGUUAAUACAAAGAUAUUAAACUAUCUAUCUAUCUAUCUAACCAUCCAACCAACCAUCCAUCCAACCAUCCAUCCAUCCAUCCAUCAAACCAUCCAUCCAUCCAACCAUCCAUCAAACCAUCCAUCCAUCCAUCCAUCUAUCUAAGCCUCCUCAGGUGUAUUCGGAUGAUACGCCGUUCUAAUCAAUUGGGAAUCAGUCAAGAAGAAAGUUAUGAAAAAACGCUAUUAUAACAUAAUAACAGUGUUUUUACACCUUGUAUGUAAAUAAAUGUGUUAUUGGACAUAACAUAAACCAAAAAAGGACCUUUAAAAUCAAGGAAUAUUUACUCUUUAAAAACACUUAAAAAAAUGUUGUCAACUAGAAAAGACUACAUAAUUCAACAGACAGUUAACUUAGGGUCCAUUCAUAAUUGUAGUUCGGUUCUUUUAGUUUUUGUUUGGUGACACUGUCGAGGACUUCUCCCAACAGUUUUUGCCUGCUCCUCUGUUCCUCCUGCACCGGCUCUGGGGCCCCCUUCUCAGGUGGCCCCCCUUGGAGUGAGGACUUCACAGAGGAAAACAUCUACUCAUCCCAGUUCAAGCCGGGCCCUUUUCAGGGUCUGAUGCCCACUUUCUCACAAAAAGAGCUUCCUUCCUCCUUGGGAUUUUACAGCAUGCAGCAGCCUCUACCACGACGUUGCAACAGGCCAAUCUCGCAGCCUUCAGCACUCUCCUAUCGACGGUGCAUCGUGCUGCAAACACUCAAGGCAGUUAAAGAGAAGACUGUGCUUGAGAACUGGAGUUCUGUCACUCUUGAGUCUGAUGUCACUGAACUCCAGUCUGAUGAUGUGAUCGAGUGGAGCUUUAGAGAUAAAGUGAUAUACAAAUUCAGUUCGGGCAGCAAGAUCUUUAAUGAUGAACAGAUAUUCUUGGACAGAGUACAGAUGGAUGAUCAGACUGGAUCUCUCACCAUCACAAACAUCAGAACAGAAGACGCUGGACUGUAUAAAGUAAAGAUCAGCAGCAGCAGUCGACUGAAAUCAUUCCUUCAGUUCAUCAUCAGUAGAGGACCGUCAUACUCUCAAUUCAGUGUUAUUGUCACAGUGAGUAAAGUGGAAAACACUUCUGUCACUCUGAACACUGGUGUUACUGAACUACAGUCAGAAGAUGUGAUCCAGUGGAGGUUUGGAGAAACUCUCAUAGCUCAGAUCAACAGAAGGAAUGACACAUUGUCUACAUACGAUGCUGCUCUUGAUGGGAGAUUCAGAGACAGAUUGAAUCUGGAUGAUCAGACCGGAAAUCUCACCAUCACAGAUCUCAGACCAGAACACACUGGAGACUAUAAACUGAGAGCAUGGGCUUCAUAUACUGUUGAUGAUGUUCAGUUGAACGUUUAUGUCAGGGAGCGGAAAGAAGCAGUAGCGUUGGGAGGUUCUGUCACUCUUAACAUGGAUGUUGCUGGAAUACAGAGAGGUGAUGUGAUUCGGUGGAGAUUUGGAGAUGAAGAAACUCUCAUAGCUGAAAUGACUGUAGGGACUAAACCCUCAUAUGUCUCAACUGAUGAGAGAUUCAGAAACAGACUAAGGCUGAACCCUCAGACUGGACAUCUCACCAUCACAAACAUCACAUCUGAACUCUCAGGAGUUUAUAGAGCAAAGAUCAGCAGCAGGAGUAGAGGAACAGAAUACAGAACAUACAGGGUCUUCAUCUCUGUGUUCGCUUACAAGAGAGAAUCUGUAACUCUACACACUAAAAGUCAAAUGCAGAGAGAAAGUGAGAUCAAGUGGAUAUCUCAAGAUAAAACCACUCUAGUAACUGGAAUAAAUGGAGAAUACAGAGAGAUCAACUAUACAGAUGACGUCAUAUUCAGAGACAGACUGGAGAUGAAUCCUCAGACUGGAGAUCUCACCAUCACAGACAUCAGACAGACAGAUGAAGGACUUUACACGUUACAGCAGAUCAGCAUUGAUGGAAAGAUCUCAUACAGAAUAUUCCAGGUUUGGGUCUGGGGUGACACUUUAAAUUCUGAACAAGCAGAGAUCAGGAAUCAAAGAAAAUAAUCUACAACACAAGUGAUGCCUUUACUGAAUGAAGCAGAAGAUAGAUUUUGAUCAGCUUAUAGGUGCUUAUUAUUACGAUCAGUUCUGGUCCUUGAUUUCUAUUGACUGAGACCAGUUCUUAGCUGUUAUAACUGCUGACUGCAUUAUUAAUAUCACUUUAUUAACUAUUUACUAACUUUAUUAAACCUUGCUACACAUAUGGAAUAACUGUUUUAUAAAUCGGCGGUGCGUUACAGUGCAUUUUGUUACAGCUUAGGGGGUUUAAAUGACCAAUUUCCCCCAAAACAAAAGAUAUUGCAUCAAAACAAAACCACGAACCUCCAAAAAUAAAUAAUAAAUAAAGCCAAUAUCCACUAAGUAUUUAGAGCAUGAUAGCAUUCUAAGAAAAAUUACGGAAAAACAUCAUACAGCAUCGAGCACUUUGAUAAAAAGCACGAGGCCUGAAUGAACAGUUUACUGAGAUAUAAAACAUACUUAAAAUGCGAUGUGACGAUGUAACAAUGAAUGGUCAGGACGGAAGACUCAAUGACUAUAUAACGCUUGCAUCUCUAUUGGUCGACAUGAAUCAGCUGACGCGAACCCCACUGACGUGGCCUUCCAGAACCAACAGCAAACACCCGAUACUCCUUAAAAGAUAUGUGUAUAUCCAUAUGAACACAUUGUAACACAUAAAUAACACUGUUAACACGCACUUUUAGAAGCAGCGCUCUUGAAUGGAACAAACUUUCGAGUUUUCUAAACACUUUAUGCAACUUCGCCACAGCGUACUGGUAUACCUUGAAAUUGCAAUGUUAUCCUAAGCUUACACUGCCUAUUAAUAUAACACAUAACAUACUACUCUUAGUUAUUGGUGUGCAAUACUUGCACAAUCAUUGCGCUACACACAUGCAUAGUAAUGUCAGCACUAUGGAAGCAUAUUGGUUGCAAAAUUCAAUUUGAAAUGCAAUACUAAAAAUGGCGAUGCAGCAUGUGAAAUGACAAUGCAAUUGUGUAUUUAAAUAUACUUUUUAAUAACAUAUUUUGCAACAUUAGGUGCAAAAUGAAAAUAAAAAUUCAAUAAUAUCAAUUACAUAAGUCAGAAUCACCACAAAAGCGCAGGUAAAUGCUGGACAGCAGCCGGGUAGCACAUACCCCCUAAAACGCUAUCCUUGAGGCUUCCUGGAUGUUUGCUUGAGUUCGUCAUGGGGUCUGUGGGUCGUGGGAUGCGUGGAGCUCCUGUGAGUGGGGGGUCUGCUGUGAUCGUGGAUCGAGAUCUUGCUCCUGCAAAGUGGCUGAUGCUGUUGUGUUUGUUGAUUUAGGAUCUGUUGGUUCCUGCUGAGGCGUAGGUCCUGCUAAUAGGAGCCUGCUGAGUAGUGUAAUGUAGAAGUGCGACCCUCGUGAUGGGCCACGUGCAGUGGUGAUGUCUGGAUUUCUGGAAUUGACUCUGCUGUGGCAGAACAUGGUAUGAAAACGUGGGUGGAAGUGGCUGGUGUGAGAUUUGUGUCUUUGAUUAUUAUUUGGGCAAGAUGCAGGCCCGGAUUGGCUAAUCGGGAGCACCGGGAGAAUUCCCGUUGGGCCGGUCUGUUUUUUUGGCCGUGAGGGCCGGUGUUGUCAUGGCAUGGUUGAAAUGUGGAUGCUAUUGUUCCUAGGCUGCCUGCACUCACAGCGGCCCUAAUCUUUAUAUUUAUUAUUUUACCGCAGCCCCACUCAGAGUGCAGCCUGAGGGUUAAUGAUGACGUGAUUAUCUUUUGACUCCCUGGCCCCGACAGCGACACUGCAAGUUGCUCAAAAUAGAAAACCGUCAGAAAUAAAAAUGGAUAACAGAAAGCGCAAACGCGGCGCUGAAAAGGCCAGAAUAAAAAGAAGAAAGCUCUGGAAACUGACGCGGCCAAAUGUUCUAAGCUGACCACAUUUUUUCUCAAAACAAAUGAAGACGACGAGACGGCCGGUAAGCUAACGGAGUUCGCUUUGGGUGAGCGCGAGCUCAUUUCGCGUGGCCGGAUGCUCAACAUUUUUUGUGACUCGAGCGAACAGUUCUAGCGAAGCCGCAGUCAACAUGAAAGCUUUGAAGAGAUUUUGGCUGAACAUGUACGCCUGUACAGACAUCUUUUAUCAUCAGUGUGUCUGUUUUAUAUUGUAUUCAGAAUAAAACAAUAUUUAUAAACAUUGCUCUUUUGAACAGUUCUUAUAUAUUCUCAUUUUAUAUAACAUAAAGACAUCCAAUAGGUUAAUCUAUGGCAAUGUACAUUUAGCAGUCCCUAACCAACAAUAUGUAGAAAUGUGUCUGCAUUAUGCACAGAAAUGAAAGAGUGAACAAAAAGUUUGAUAUAAAUUUUUUAUUAAAUCAACAAACAAUAGUUCGAAAUGCAUUUCAACGUCCAUCACACGCAUCUGCUUCACAAGAGCGAUGUAUUCUACAUCUCCACGUUUUGUGGCAUGCAGUGGGAGAAUAUUCCAUCUCCUUUUUAGCCCUUUUUUUUUAUAGCAGUAACAACACAAAAUCUCCUACGUUUCCUUGUCGAGCAGCUGCUCGCAAGACGCCAUUCUGAAUGAUCUGACGUAAUUCCGUUAAAAUUCCUACUUUUCUUCUACAUCCUGCGGAUUUACAGGACGAUUUCGUUUGUGCGCCCCCUGUUGUUUCAAAGAAUAUCUAAACGGCGAACGCGUCAAGUAUAAACGUCUCGUCCGUUUCGGGAGUUGCGCGCGUAGACAGCUGAGGCUCGCGGAAAGGAGCCAGGCUCGUGUAUAAACAUGCGUUUAUUCAGAGGAAAAAGAGAUGAAACAAUCAUUAGAAAGUUACAUUGUGAACAAAAGUCAGAUAAAAGUGCAAUACUUUUUUUAUUAUUUAACUAAUGUUCUCAUAUUUGUGAAAAAUAUUUGAAGUUGUAAAGCAGCCGUAUCAUUGAAAAAGAAAUUAUAGUGUCAUUAGACAGUGCAAUACAUUUGAUUUUUAAUCUUUUUUAAUUUAUUUUGUUUUAUGUUUUUGUUAGAUUUUUUUCCUCAUUUCAAUGUUUGGAUAUUUAUGAACACUAAUUCUUAAAGAAAAUAGAUUCUGAUACUGUCCUGUUAUUUACUGUUCUAAUAAAUCUUCACUGUGACGCAAAAUUUAGGCUACUGUAUUUUCACUGAAUUGGAAAUUAUGAUAUUUUUGAAAAAUACAAUGAAUUAAAAGUAUGUAGAGAACAGUGCGCUAUUGCAGACUUAUAUUCUGAGGUUUUAAUUAUCAUUAUUUAAAUCUAGUCAGGGGUGAACUAAAGUGGGCCGGUCUAAGGCAUGAAACUCAAUGGCUGAAAAUGAGUCCUAAUCCGGCCCUGGCAAGAUGUAAAUGAGAACGUCACCCUGUGGAGAAACAUAUGCCGCUGGAUGUUAUCUAAAAUGUAUAUUUAAAUACACGAUUGCAUUGUCAUUUUACAUACUGCAUUUCAAAUUAAAAUUUGUUACCAAUAUGCUUCCUCCGUGAGCAAUGAAAGUCGAGACGCUAUAAAUAGACCUGAAAUAAGCUAUUAUUCCUAUUAAUCCAAUGUUGAAUAUUAUUGAGCUGGCGAAACUUUAGGUUGUGCAGUAGUGCGAAGUGCGAAACAAAGUGAACGGAGGUGAAGCUAAACAUAUAUGCAAAUGAGCUUGCAAGGACAUGCAUAUAUCUGAACACAUGUGUAGAACGAAGUAAAUCUUAAAUGACAUAUUAAAACCCAAACACAGCUUACAAACAUCUGGAUGAGCUGCAAAAGCACGUAGCAUAUCUCCAAAGACUUUGCGAUCUUCAUGAUGAAUGUACAAAUCAGUUUUUGAUUAUGUUUAAUCUUAAUUGUAAUUGUAAUUGAACAAAUUAUUAAGUAAAUCCAACUCAAUUUUAUUAUGGCAAACCCAUUAAAAUUGUUCAAAUGUGACCCGGGACAAGUACAUGUACAAGUAACAUUGUUAAGUAGCAAGGGAACGUUUUUAGUAAAACACAAAAAUACAUUGUAUGGGUCAAAAUUAUAAAUUUUUCUUUUAUGCCCAAAAUCACAUAUUAAGUAAUGAUCAUGUUUAAUUAAGAUAUUAUGUAAAUGUCCUGCUUUAAAUAUAUAAAAACUUUAUUUUUGUGAAUGGAUGGCCUGUCACAGGGCCUCUGAUUAACAAUUAAAAGGCAAUUUUCUCAAUAUUUUAUUUUUUUGCAGCCUCAGAUUCGUGAGUUUUAAACUGUUGUAUCCCAGCCAGAUAUUGUCCUAUUCGAUCAUCUCAAACAUCAUUAGAAAGAUUAAUUAUUCAGCUUUCAGAUUAUGUACAAAUCUAAAUUUCGAAAAAUUGACCCAUAAGGUUUUAUUGUCCAGGGUCACAAAUUAAGUUUAUUUAUUUAUUUUGUGUUGUGACUUCAUUAAUCAUUUUUGUAGGUAUAACUACUUUGGCAGUUGACCUGUAGUUCCCAGCAUGCUUUGUAUCUGAAUGCAUUAUUAGAUACAUUUUCAAGAUUAAUUGUCAUGUUAAGUGUUUUUCAGUAAAAAGAAAGACUUGUUCGUGUUUUUUUCUUCAUUUAUCUUUGAGAUUUAGGAGAGCGUUGGCAUUAUUUUUAAGUUCAGGUUUUUAAGUUACCGUUGUUUAGAAAAGCGGUGUUUGUGCCUUGUCAUGAAUUGUGAUAUUUCACUUCUUGAGUAGAAACCGUGCCAAUGUCCGUACAGAGACCACCAGUCUCUUCUUACUUGACCAUCUAUGUAUUAAAUAAAAUAGUAAAUUUAAAUAUGUAGUUCAAUAUGUAACAAAUGAAUGAGUGAAGUGUUCAGGAAUAAUAUCAGAAUGUCUUGUGGUGUCUUUGUCAUGAUCAGUGUAGAACUGCUGUUUGUAUAACUUACCACUAGAUGGCAGAAUUGUGUAACGUGUUGAGACGGAGUCGAUAUGGCAGAAGAUGAUAAAACAUGUGCAAAGAGUUCAA